GUUUGAUAGAGCGCACGAUAAACAACACAGCAGCGCAAAAGCAGAGAGGGGACGAAAAAGAUUUCUCCCGACCCGAGAGAGAAAAAAGUUAACGUAGAUGAAGAGUCUUCGGUUUUUGGAAUUGUGAUAAACAAAACACACAAAAAAAAAAACAUAAUGGGAGGCUGCUGUUGUUGUUCUUCUUCAAGAAGAGCUGAUCUUGAUAAUGGACCUCCCUACUAUUACUAUCCGAGAGCAACAGAAGAGCGUGUUCCUUUAUCUUCCGCUAUUAACAGGACUUCCUCUACAAUCUCCUCUGGUGUUGUUGUAGUUGACACAAACUUAGAGACUUCAUCUCCUGAUGCUUAUAUACCCCCACCACUCCCUAUUCCUUUCGAUGUGCCUAUAGGUGUACCUCAGACUCCAGGAAACGGUGAAGAGACUGCUUGCGUUGAUAUAAGAGAGGUUUCGGCUGAAACCGCUAAUACUGAGUCUGCUCAAGAAAUAGUGGAUGGUAUCACUCUCGGGGUUCCAACUACAUGCCCGUGUAAAGAAACAGAUAGCAAAGUCCAAACAGAGAUCGAUCUUGAAUCUACUGAAGAUAUAGACCCGAAGAAGCUAUCAAAAGACGUCUUUGUACCAAUGGAGGAAGAGGAGGAUUGUCCCAUAUGUUUGGAAGAAUAUGAUAUGGAUAACCCGAAACUUCUGGCAAAAUGUGAGCACCAUUUUCACCUGGCAUGCAUUCUAGAAUGGAUGGAGAGAAGUGAAACUUGCCCUGUCUGCAACAAGGAAAUGGUGUUUGACUCUCCCCUCGACUAGCAACCUGCAAGUACAACAGCUUAUAAGACUCGUUUCGGCUCUGAAUCCCAAAAAAAAAACAAAACGAAGAAACAUAAAAGAAAAGAAAGAUGGUAAGAAAAUACAAAACAAUAACGUUCUUGAUUCACAAGUUGCAAAGUACACAUUAGUGUUUAUAUAUAUGUAUGCUUGUACAGACGUUUGAAGUCGUCUACAAAGACUAUUAAAGAUAAUAUUAGGGGGUUUAAUGCUUUAAGAUUCGCUUAUGUGAAUAAACCAAAAAAAACGAAGCUCUUGUCUCUUGUAUAUGUUCUAUUUUUAAUAGGUUUCUUAGGAGUGUUUUAAGCUGUGGUUACAACUUGGGUUUGAUUCUGUUUCUUUUCUUGGGUUUUAGAAAAAUAGUAAUCAAACUGGAAUUGGGAUACUGCGGUUAGGGUUUAGUUUAGUUUUUAUUUACUUAGGUUUUUACCGUUUUGUAAUGUGAUAAAAUAUUUUGUGUGUAUGUUUUUAAAAAUCUUAUCUUAUCUACAUUCCCAAAAACAUGUACGUGUAUA
Messenger RNA from Eruca vesicaria subsp. sativa (arugula), 1331 nucleotides. The record is from the annotation of a GenBank genome assembly. NCBI's taxonomy places the organism in Eukaryota, Viridiplantae, Streptophyta, Magnoliopsida, Brassicales, Brassicaceae.